Scaptodrosophila lebanonensis is the source of this 712-nucleotide messenger RNA. RefSeq names its product mitotic spindle assembly checkpoint protein MAD2B (gene PolZ2). Bases 28 to 624 code for a protein of 198 amino acids. Lineage: Eukaryota; Metazoa; Arthropoda; Insecta; Diptera; Drosophilidae. The record is from RefSeq and is a predicted model, not a curated record. The transcript is spliced from 2 exons. Gene Ontology annotation, cellular component: zeta DNA polymerase complex.
CACUGGCUGCAUUUUGGCAACAAAAAAAUGUUGCCCGAAAGUUGUGCGGACAUACUGCUGGAGGCGAUAGAAGUCCUUGUAAAUCAUUUACUGUAUGUUCGCGGUGUUUACCCCCCACAAAUCUUUAAAAAGCGAAGAGUUUUCAAUACACCGGUCUUCGUUUCUAUUUACCCGCCACUUAAUAACUACCUGACAAAUAUUCUGAACGCAGCACAGGAGCUUCUGCGUCGACAGGAAUUACAAUGCUUAGAGGUCAUUAUCUAUCGCGAUGAUAUGGAGCACAUGGAGAGUUAUCGCUGUGAACUUGAGUCCUUACCCAAUGGCCAGGACGAUCAGUAUUUGCUUCUAUACGAACAACAGCUGCGCGCCGCUUUAUACAAAUUGUCUGAACGGCUAAAGCCAUUGCCAAAGUUAACGGAGGAUGCAAAAUUCAAAGUGCAUCUGCAUACUACACAAUCUGCAUUCAUACAGCUCAACAAUAAUGCUCAACAUCAGGAAUUUCCUUGGCUACAAGCCACUGCAGCCAGCAACGUGCAGACAAGGGGCCCACGACAAUAUAAUUUAUUACCUUUGACAGCAGUAGAUAAAGUGGGUUUGAAGAUGCAAGCGCAUAUCUUUACUUGAGGUUGUUCUUAAGUCUUACGUUAAGCAAUAUAAAUGAUUAUACCAGCAACUACAUACAUAUAAAUAUAUAUUAUUCUUUCUAGAGUAA